AUCUGCGCUUGCGUGUGUCACUAUUCCGUAUCAUUUGGUUAUAUUCGAUGCAUUGUAAACCUCUCCGAAAUUAUUGUCAUUACAUCGUGCCUUCAUAUUUGUGUUGUACCUUAUUAAAAUAGUUUGUAAUAGAUUGUAAUUAGACACCAUGAGUCUAGUUAGACAAAACUUUCAUAAGGACUGUGAGGAAGCCAUUAACAACCAAAUCAACUUGGAAUUGUUCGCGAGUUAUGUCUAUCUGUCUAUGGCAUAUUAUUUCGAUAGAAGUGACGUAGCUUUGCCAGGUCAUCACACAUAUUUCAAAAAAGCUUCAGAUGAAGAAAGAGAACAUGCCAUGAAAUUUAUGACGUAUCAAAACAAGAGAGGUGGCAGCAUCGUUUUGAAACCUAUCAAGAGCCCGCCAAAAGAUGAUUGGGAGAGUGCUCAUGAUGCUAUGACGGAAGCAUUGAAGCUAGAGAGGCAAGUCAACGAGAGUCUCCUUGAGAUGCACGCCUUAGCAUCGCAGCAUAACGACCCAAAUCUUUUAGAUUUUCUUGAAACCGAGUAUCUGAAAGAACAAGUAGAUUCUAUCAAUGAACUUGCCAACCAUAUAACAAAAUUAGAGAGAGUUGGUGUUGGUUUAGGAGUACAUAUCUUCGAUCAGGAACUUAAAGAAUAAAAUACUACUUUGAAAAAAUAGCAUUAUUAGUAAAAAAAAAUUAAAUAAAUGCAUGAUGAUGAAUAAAACAUUAUAAACAUUAUAUAAAAUAAGAAACAAAUAAUUUCUAUCGAUAAUUGAAAGAAUUUUUAUCGAUAAUAGCUAAGAAUAAAUACCUAUGAACUUAUAUGAUGUUGAAAAGCAUCUCUAAUUUCUGUGUCAAAUUACAAAUACUUCAGAGAAAUAUUAUAAAAAUUUUAAUUUUAUAUUUUUUUCGUAUCUUUUAAUAUGUCAAGAAAUCUGAUAAACAUGUAUUGCACAACACACUGCUAACCGUAAUAAAGCUUGAUAAUUGUCAAUA
Molecule: messenger RNA, 998 nt
Organism: Frieseomelitta varia
Lineage: Eukaryota; Metazoa; Arthropoda; Insecta; Hymenoptera; Apidae
Product: soma ferritin-like
Exons: 3
Coding region: 149-658 (169 amino acids)
Biological process (GO): intracellular iron ion homeostasis; iron ion transport
Cellular component (GO): cytoplasm
Molecular function (GO): ferrous iron binding; ferric iron binding
Source: RefSeq, a predicted model, not a curated record